ACAAAUACAAAAUCCUUCUUCUUCUUCCUCUUCCCCAUUUUAUCUUCCUCUUCCUCAACCAAUUCUUUAUCUUCAACAUUAGCAGCUUUAUUACCUCCAGAAAUUAGUGCAAAAGUAUUUUGCCCGCCAAGUUCAAUCAAUCCAAAAUCAACACGUCGAAUGCCUCGAAAAAGCCGUCAAGAAUUAAAUCAUAAACGAGUACAUAAAUGCUGCUUUCCAAAUUGCACAAAAGUAUAUACAAAAUCAAGCCAUUUAAAAGCACAUCAACGGCUGCAUACUGGUAAAAAUUAA
This is a messenger RNA of Meloidogyne enterolobii, 291 nucleotides long. The record is from the annotation of a GenBank genome assembly. Lineage: Eukaryota; Metazoa; Nematoda; Chromadorea; Rhabditida; Meloidogynidae.